This is a messenger RNA of Drosophila biarmipes, 723 nucleotides long. Its product is annotated as phospholipase A2. Bases 4 to 519 code for a protein of 171 amino acids. The record is from RefSeq and is a predicted model, not a curated record. The transcript has 2 exons. NCBI's taxonomy places the organism in Eukaryota, Metazoa, Arthropoda, Insecta, Diptera, Drosophilidae. Gene Ontology annotation, biological process: phospholipid metabolic process; arachidonate secretion.
GCAAUGUUUCACCGCGUCGCCUUUCUUGCUGCUUUUCUCGCCCUGAUCUGCGCCAGCCAUGUGGACGCGGGAUUGAGCAUCACAGUGCCGGGUACUAAGUGGUGCGGUCCCGGCAACAUAGCCAACAGCUAUGACGAUCUCGGCACUGAGCGCGAGGUGGACAUGUGCUGUCGGGCGCACGACAACUGUGAGGAGAAGAUUUCGCCGCAAGAAGAAGCCUUUGGUCUGCAGAACGACGGAGUUUUCCCCAUAUUCUCCUGCGCCUGCGAGGCCGCCUUCCGCAGCUGUCUCACCGCCCUGCGCAACGGCCACUCCCUGACUCUGGGCAAGAUCUACUUCAGUACCAAGGAUGUGUGCUUUGGCUACGGCCACCCCAUCCUUUCCUGCCGGGAGAAGCAGGCAGAUCUGUUCGAGACGCGGUGUCUAAGCUACCGAGUGGACGAAGGUCAGCCCCAGCGCUGGCAGUUCUACGACUUGGCGCUCUACACGCACGUCAGCGGCAGUGAGGAGGAUUCCUGAGAUCGAUUGUGAAGGUGGAUGUUUUGUGUAAUCAAAUUGUAAAAUUAACUGUUUGUAUGGAUUGAAAUUUAGUAAAACUAUUUUUCGAAAUUGUAUUGAAAAUGUUUUUAAGCGCAUCCUAAGAAAUAAACUUUCUUAGGAAAAUUAUAUGUUUUACAAUACUUCACUUAUAAAAUAUUAUACGUCCACUUUGGGAUUGCUUUA